Messenger RNA from Fusarium verticillioides 7600, 4825 nucleotides. RefSeq lists its product as hypothetical. The transcript is spliced from 5 exons. Gene Ontology annotation, biological process: regulation of transcription by RNA polymerase II; DNA-templated transcription. Lineage: Eukaryota; Fungi; Ascomycota; Sordariomycetes; Hypocreales; Nectriaceae. Gene Ontology annotation, molecular function: DNA-binding transcription factor activity, RNA polymerase II-specific; zinc ion binding; RNA polymerase II cis-regulatory region sequence-specific DNA binding. The coding region runs from base 1349 to 4333 and encodes 994 amino acids. Gene Ontology annotation, cellular component: chromatin. The record is from RefSeq and is a predicted model, not a curated record.
CCAAGACUGGAGGAAUCUACAGCACGCAUUUUACCGUCUUGUAUCUCUCCAUGAUCAGCAAAAGUCAUCGGCAGGUCGGACAUCAAAGAUGUGAAUGAGGCUGCGCUAGUAGUUUGUGCAGGGAUAUGGAGGUUGCAUGGAGAGAGGCGAGGGUGGAGAAGCGAAGUGGAGGAGGAGACGGACGCUUUACCGAGAAGGCAAAGACAUGGCACGAAAAGGGUUCAGGCUCAUUUAGGAUGGUGAGCGUGGAUUGGACAUUGGGAGACCCUUGUAUCGUAAUUCAGUGAAGGUGUCGAAGCCUCGAAGGUAGGAUUUUGGUUAUGCAAUUUUGAUGGGUGAGACUCAAGAGACUUGGACAGUUGAGGGGCUCCAUCCUUUUUGUUAAAGUCAACGACCCCCCACUCUCUACCCGCACCCACGUUCCCCAGACCAAGCUCAGUCUUUUCUUCAGUUCCGUCCCGUCCAUCCCACGCUUUUGCUCUGCAAAUGAAGCUUUUGGUAUAGCGACUACAGUCAGUACCUGUACUUGCUUCUUCUGGUACCCGAGACCCUUUGAUAUCUCGAGUACUGCACUCACUGCUUUGCUUUGCUUUGCUUUGCUUUUACUGAGCGUACCUGAACUCUUAUUACUGUUUCUUAUUUGUGGUGUAAGCCCGUUUCAUCUCUGUUCCUGAUUAUCUCAGCCAGAAAAGUCACUCAUCAACUCAGGUGUAUCUUUGUCGAGUACCUCGCUCUCAUCCUGUUGUUCCGUCUUCCGUUUCUCUCUUCUCUUACAACCCCCUCGGCUUCCAGCAUCCUUCUGUCACACUUGUGUUGCGUUCGUUGCACAUCCGCGAACCUCAUUUCAAGUUCAGCUCCAAAUUGACCCCAAGAUCAAGCCUGACUUUUUAUUUGCGUGCCGAUCUUUCGUUGUUUGCAACUCUUGGACGUACAAGUCACGCCAGCUCGACGACAUCGAUUUCCCUUUCGGUCAUGCGUUGAUUGCAAUAUCCUAUUAUUGCGUAGGGGUCCUAGAAGUAAUUAUACGAUUUAAUUCCGUCCAGUCCCACCUUCGCGAACCCCGGCCAUCACGACCCCGCUAUCCUCGGUGACAGACCCAACUGCCACACUUUGCGACUCUAGCGAUUACCAACCGUCAUCCUCGAGCCUUGGCCUACCACUGCCUGGCUGGUGGAUUCUUAGCCUGUCGCUUUAUAGCACGGCUCGACUUGUCUGAGUCUUUUUCCAAACACAAACAUCGCAUCGCCUUCACUUCAUAGGCUUCCUAUUACGGCAUUGGGUAUGGGCCUCCGUUAUAACAAAUAACGUGAAACCGACCCUUCCCAUAUCCCCGGUCAGCUCCGGCGCAAUGGGAGCUCAAACUUUUUUGCCUCGCGACACUUCGGAUCCUACAGGUCGCGGCCGAAGAAGAAGUCGCUCACCCGCAGAUGACGGCGCGGACCAGGCUAUAAAAUCAGAAGGAAAUCAAGAUGGACCAAAUGGCGCAUCUUCCAACUCCGACGGCCCUGGCCCUGCCAGAAAACGAAGACGGAGCCGAAAGGGCCUGGACAAGAGAUUUGAGUGUAGUGCUGAAGGGUGUGGGAAGAGUUAUUCAAGAGCGGAACAUCUGUACCGGCAUCAGCUUAACCAUAACUCUAAACAGACCUACCACUGUACUUUUCCUAACUGCACACGGACUUUUGUCAGAGGAGAUCUUCUCAAAAGGCAUAUGGACCGACAUGCUGCAAAGGGCUCGCAACUCAACCAGAGAGAUUCUAUCAUGGCACAAUCCAUAGCUCCGAGUCAAUCAAACCAACAAGUUCAACCUCCUAAUUUCAGUCGGAAUAAUUCUAUCGAUUACUCAAAGCACCAGCAAACGAAUAUGCCUUAUCAGACACCACAAGUUCAAACUCCUAACCCAUAUUCGCCCAUGAACAACACUCCAACAGGCAUAUACCCUAAUGGAGCUCUGCCAAAUGGAAUGGAUAGUUACAUGUCCCCGACCCAGGGUUAUGAUAAUCGUACGCCACAACUCAGCCAACCACAAUCCCCUUCAUUUCAGCAAAGGCCGUCUAUGUCUGCCGGCAAUACACCAUUCAACAUGAUGUCUCCAAUUGCGAAUCAGCAAGGGUUCCCAAAUCAACAGAAUAUGUCGCAGAAUAAUUUUGUCAGCCAGCAAAACGUUAUGCCUAUGACCCUCCCUCCGGCUCAGUACCCCAACGGACAAAAUGCUGCCGUGGUUACUUCAGCGGAAUACUCAGAGCCAGGAACCACGCAGCCUAGCGAGAUGAUGAUGCUGGAUCAGAUGGCCAUACCCGCAACUGUUCCUGUCUUCGGAGAGGGAGGCGAUAUGAACAAGUCACCCUACGUUGGGAUGCCGGAGGACUUUAUGGCUUACCUCUUCAAUUCCCCCAGUCAAGCCAUGACACCAGUGAUGGGCCCCAACUACACCAACUAUGCGGAAUUACAAGGAAAUCAAUUUAAUAUGAAUCUUCUGGGCACAGACAGCAAUUCACUUGGAUACUUUCCAAGCGCUCCUCAGCAGGUAAUGGCUGUCAACAACCUUCUUGAUCAACAAGUUCCGGAAGCCACGAUAUCUGAGGAAAAGAGUCAAGAACUAUUCGACUUUAUCAAAGAGCGCUUCCAUGACAACAAGCAUGCUCCACCCGAUCGUCAGUGGGCCGAUCUGCUUGAAGGUGAUCGAUCAAACGGCGAGCAUAUGUUGAGUAAGAGAAUGAUGCAGGCUUACAUCGGUUCUUAUUGGUAUCAUUUCAGCGAUCAGAUGCCUAUUCUUCACAAGCCUACUUUCUCUCCUGACAAGACACCGAACUUAUUGCUCCUCGCGAUGAUGGCCAUCGGAGGGGCUUGCCUCGACAGGACCCAUGGACACAAUGUGACGAGAGCAAGCGCCCAGCUCUCAAACUUUCUUGCCUGGCAUCUUCGUUGGGACAUCUUCAUGGACGUUAGCUUCAGGCCGCCUGCUAAACUGUGGAUCUUCCAGGCUUUGAUUCUCCUUGAAUUAUACGAAAAGAUGUUUGCGACAAGAGAGCUCCACGAACGGGCCCACAUUCACCAUGCGACCACUAUCACUCUCAUGCGACGAGGACGAUCUCUGAUCGGCAAAUCUGCACUGGACUCUCCGCCAAACCCUCGUGACGUAUCCAAUGGGUCCCGGCAGUCCUCUACGUCCAGCUCGACAGGAACAGCUGAUAAAUGGUGGGAGCACUGGGUCACAAACGAGGCGACCCGGCGUGCAGCAUUCGCGGCCUUCAUUGUCGAUUCCAUCCAUGCAACGAUGUUUGGUCAUUCUGCAGUCAUGGUGGCUCAUGAAAUGCGACUGCCUCUUCCUUGUGACGAGUCUAUGUGGCGAGCCGGAAGUAGUUCUGAAGUUUGGAGGAUUGAAUCAAACUUGAUGUCAAAUGGCAUCAAGCCAACUUCAUUCCUGGAGGGUCUCAAGAGAACUUUGAGUGGUCAGGAUGUCCACACGACAUCAUUCGGCAGAACAGUGCUCAUGACAGGCCUGUUGAGUGUCUCAUGGCACAUGCACCAGCGGGAUCUUCAGGUCAAUGUGCUGGGCGGUGGCAUCAUCCAGGCUCUUGGUGGUCGUGAUCGGUGGCGGGCUACUCUCACUCGAGCAUACGACACUUGGAAAGCUGAUUUUGACAAGCAUCUUGAACGAAGCGAAGCCGCUGACCCAUAUCGAGACAACGCUACUAAGAGGCAGGAGUUCAACGUCGUAUUCGAAAGUCGCACGGUUUUGCAUCAUUUGGCACACAUGGCCAUGCAUGCUGAUAUCGUGGAUUGCCAAAUGUUUGCACGAGCAAAGCGUCUACUUGGUCGAACGAUUGGGCCUCAAGAGUUUAAUAGUGCUCAAAGGCGAAUCAAAGACCACUGGGCUCACUCCGCGAGGGCGAGAGAUGCAGCCUUUUACGCUAUCAAGUUCCUCUGCUCAGUGCUUGCUCCAGAUCAAGUAUCUGCAGCACAUGCGGGCGGAUACCACCUCGAUGAGCCUUACGACGCCCGCGACGAUGUUCUCCUGAAUCGGCCUUGGGUGAUGUACUUCGCUGCCCUGGUUGUGUGGAGUUAUGGAUUUGCGCUCGAGGGACCUUGUCCCAAUAUUCCGCUACCUACCACAAGGCACGAGAAGCUGCAGCAUAUGAGGAACUAUUUUGUCAAAUUCGGUGGCAUCGACAGUCCAGGUGCACUACAAGGUAGAUCAGGGGUCAACGCGAAUACAGCUCUUCUCAUGGUCCUCAAAGACACAUUUCAGACAACACGUUGGGAAUUGCUUCAUGAAGGAUCGGCUCUUUUAAGCAACUGCAUUAUCCUUAACCAAGGCGGAACAAUUGAUUAAGGCGACGGUACUCAGCUAGCUCCUUGUUUCUAGCAGGCGUAAACAUGUUUGAGAGUUGCACGAGCUGCUGGGCUAUGCCUAUGACGGCAAGUGAACGAUAUUCCUUCUCCUUUGAAGGAGGAUGAAUGGCAUUUACAACGGAUCUAAAAGGAUAUUGGCGCAUGGAUGCAGAGGAUUUACAAUUGGUAUGAGAUAUGAUGGACUCAGAGCGGCAUGGUUUACUUAGAUGGAGUAUGCGGCUUCUUGCUUUUGCAUUUUAGAAUACCCCAGUGUCGUUUUGCACAAUAUGUGUUAGUCAGUCAUAUACCAUAGGAAGACCUUGCUAUAGUAAGGGGUUCCCCGAGCUUUUGGCUUGGUCUUAACAAUAUGAUGGUUUCAAGCGGAAUGUCCUAAGAAAAUUGCGCCAGUUGUUUGUGUAAAAUCAAGUCAUAGGUGAACGGACUCGUGAACUCAUGAAAUAUUUUCCACUACAAAUUCAAACGCCAUUGUACC